AUGAGGGAGUUAAAUAACAGAUAUAGUAACGAUAAAAUCCCCACGUGGACCCUAAGCAGCGUUCGGGAGCAAGCUCAGCGCCCAACAAAGGGCGCAACCGGCACAGAUGUCGCGUAUCCUCAAAGACGGGAAUCAAUCUUGGCGCGGAACAAAAGGCGUCGCGUAAUGGCGGCGAAAGGUGGGCGCCGCGCGGCGCGUGCCGGCCAGCUGCGGCCGCAUCUGCCGCGCGCGCUAAUGGCCGAUUUUGAAAUCUCGUAU
This is a messenger RNA of Iphiclides podalirius (scarce swallowtail), 258 nucleotides long. The record is from the annotation of a GenBank genome assembly. NCBI's taxonomy places the organism in Eukaryota, Metazoa, Arthropoda, Insecta, Lepidoptera, Papilionidae.